Messenger RNA from Sorghum bicolor (sorghum), 2214 nucleotides. Its product is annotated as laccase-10. Gene Ontology annotation, cellular component: apoplast. Lineage: Eukaryota; Viridiplantae; Streptophyta; Magnoliopsida; Poales; Poaceae. The coding region runs from base 146 to 1876 and encodes 576 amino acids. The transcript is spliced from 6 exons. Gene Ontology annotation, molecular function: hydroquinone:oxygen oxidoreductase activity; copper ion binding. The record is from RefSeq and is a predicted model, not a curated record. Gene Ontology annotation, biological process: lignin catabolic process.
ACACUGUAUCAGCUCUGGCCGGCCGUGCUGUAGCUAGCUAGCUGCAGCCAUAUAUAUAUAGCUACCGUCUUCUUCCAUCGAUCGGUUCACCAAUUUAUACAUAUAUAUAUAUAGCCGAUCUCUGGCACUGAAACUGCGAAGAGAUAUGGCGGCGCCAUCAUCUCUUGCAUUCCUCCUGUUCUUUGGUACGUUGCUAGCAUUGCCGCAGUCGUCGCACGGCGCAACCAGAUACUACACCUUCAAUGUGACGAUGCAGAAGGUGACGCGGCUGUGCACCACCCGCGCCAUCCCGACGGUAAACGGCAAGUUCCCGGGGCCCAAGAUAGUCACCAGGGAGGGCGAUCGCGUCGUCGUCAAGGUGGUGAACAAUGUCAAGGACAACGUUACCAUCCACUGGCACGGCGUUCGGCAGCUGCGGACGGGGUGGUCGGACGGGCCGGCGUACGUGACGCAGUGCCCCAUCCAGACGGGGCAGAGCUUCGUGUACAACUUCACCAUCACGGGGCAGCGCGGCACCCUGUUCUGGCACGCGCACGUCUCCUGGUUGCGCGCCACGCUCUACGGGCCCAUCGUCAUCCUCCCCAAGCGCGGCGUCCCCUACCCGUUCCUCCCGGUUAAACCCUACAAGGAGGUCCCCAUCAUCUUCGGAGAGUGGUUCAACGCGGAUCCCGAGGCAAUUAUCGCCCAGGCGCUUCAGACUGGAGCAGGCCCAAAUGUGUCUGACGCCUUCACCAUCAACGGGCUUCCAGGCCCCUUGUACAACUGCUCCAGCAAAGACACGUUCAAGCUGAAGGUGCUCCCCGGCAAGUGGUACCUGCUCCGGCUCAUCAACGCCGCGCUCAACGACGAGCUCUUCUUCUCCAUCGCCAACCACACGCUCACCGUCGUCGACGUGGACGCCUCCUACGUGAAGCCGUUCCACACGGACAUCGUCCUCAUCACGCCGGGCCAGACCACCAACGUGCUCCUGCGCGCCGAGCCCGACGCCGGGUGCGCCGCGGCCACGCACCUCAUGCUGGCGCGCCCCUACGGCACGGGCCAGCCGGGCACCUUCGACAACACCACCGUCGCCGCCGUGCUCGAGUACGCGCCGGCGGCGGCGGCGGGGCACAUCAAGAGCCUCCCGCUCUUCCGGCCCUCGCUCCCCGCGCUCAACGACACGGCCUUCGCGGCCAACUACAGCGCCAGGCUCCGGAGCCUGGCCACACCGGAGUUCCCCGCCACCGUGCCCCGCGCCGUGGACCGCUCCUUCUUCUUCGCCGUGGGGCUCGGCACCAACCCUUGCCCUGCCAACCAGACGUGCCAGGGCCCCACCAACCGGACCAAGUUCACGGCGUCCAUGAACAACGUGUCCUUCACCAUGCCCACCACCGCGCUCCUGCAGGCGCACUACGACAACAUCGCCGGCGUGUACACGGCCGACUUCCCCGUCGCGCCGCUGGAGCCGUUCAACUACACGGGCACGACGCCCAACAACACCAACGUCUCCAGCGGGACCAAGGUGGUGGUGCUGGAGUACAAUACCAGCGUGGAGGUGGUGCUGCAGGGCACCAGCGUCCUGGGCGCCGAGAGCCACCCGCUGCACCUCCACGGCUUCGACUUCUUCGUCGUCGGCCAAGGCUUCGGCAACUACGACUCGUCAAAGGACCCAGCCAAGUUCAAUCUAGACGACCCGGUGCAGAGGAACACCGUCGGCGUGCCGUCCGGUGGUUGGGUCGCCAUCAGGUUCUUCGCGGAUAAUCCCGGUGUUUGGUUCAUGCAUUGCCACUUGGAGGUUCACACAAGCUGGGGGUUGAAGAUGGCAUGGGUUGUCAACGACGGCCCGUUGCCUGAGCAGAAGCUGAUGCCGCCACCGCCCGAUCUUCCCAAGUGUUGAAGAUCGAUCAUGCAUUGACAUAGACCAAGAAUCAAAGAUUGUGAUUCGUUUCGUUCAUAUGAUUUGCAUACACACACUUAUCAGUGAAGAUAUAUAAGUUGUCGUCGUACAUAGCGUACACAACGGUUAAAGAGGCUUGUGAAUUUUCUCUGCGUUAUUUUUCUUCUCCAUUCUUCUAUUCUAAAGGUUUAAAAGGUUGUGUUUUGUGACAGGAAGUCAUUGUUUUACUUUCACAUAGAUUCGUCAUCUGGAGUAGUUCGAAAUCCUUUGUUGUAAUUCGAAGUAACUCAAUAAUAAUAUAUGAUGGUUUGGAAAUGAAUACAAGUUGAAGUGAGAUA